CGAGCUCCAACAAUUGCAAAACGGUCAAUAGUCGUGGUCAUUUGUCCUACUCCGUACACCAUCUGUCUUCCCUUCAUCGCGGGGUUUCGACUUCUCCUGCCGUUGUUCCCUGGUUGAUGGUUCGAAGCAGGUGGUCCUUGGCAUCUUCGGAUGACAAUGGUCAACAAAGAGGCAAAUUAAUAAGGAGCGCCCUGGCCGCUGUCAGCGUUCGUUGUCAACCUCGGCCAUGGCGUCCUGUUACCUCCCGCCUACUUCAUCCAUCACUACCUCAUUUGCUUUGCCUCCCGGAUCACAGUCUUCUCGAUUAGACCGAGCUGCGUGGACGUUGUAACAUGCGACAACCUGGAUGGUUGGCCUCGCUAACCCACGAUGGAGACAAACCGCCGUUUCUUCUCAAGACUAGGAGCUCGAACGCGUUUAUUAUCGGCACCAUUGCUUUGGCGGUAUUCACCGACAUCUUCCUCUAUGGAGUCAUUGUUCCCGUCGUUCCAUUUGCAUUAGAGCAGAAGCUGAACGUCACGCAAGAACGAGUGCAACACUGGGUGUCUGUUCUCAUAGCCAUAUAUGGUGCCUCCCUUCUCGCGUUCUCACCAAUUUGCGGGUGGCUUGCGGACCAUACUUCGUCGCGUCGAUCUUCACUGCUUUUAGGCUUGCUGGCUCUGUUGGGCUCUACUGUUCUCUUGAACCUGGGUAGCAAUGUUGGUGUAUUUGUAGCUGGAAGAAUCCUACAGGGAGCUUCGGCUGCGGUAGUAUGGACAGUAGGACUUGCAUUGCUGGCAGACACGGUUCCUCAGGCCCAUCUUGCUCAAGCGAUGGGCUACGUCAGCUUGGCUAUGACCCUAGGCAUCCUUGUUGGACCGUUGCUGGGCGGUGUUGUUUUUGAUCGCGGGGGGUACGACGCUGUGUUUGGCAUGUGCUACGGGUUGAUCGGCCUCGAUAUCGUUCUCCGAGUUCUCCUUAUCGAGAAGAAGACUGCUGCUCAGUGGGAUCCGAACGCCAGUGGAAGAGUUAGGGAAAUUGGUGGAGUUUCCUCUUCAACAGAACGACGGACAGGGCCUGAGCUUGUCUCGGAAGAGCAAUGUAUCCGGACGACAGAAGCGCUUGCCAACCUAGAGAAGGGCCACUCAUCAGUUCCCCAACCCAGCACAUCAGACAUCAAUCCGACGCCAAACGGUAUAAGCACCGAUUCUGAACGCCAAAGAUUGCGUGACCGGCUUCCACCCAUCCUUUCGCUGCUUUACUCUCGCCGUCUCCUCGCAGCGCUGUUCGCUUCUAUCAUACAAGCUGCUCUGAUCACAGCAUUCGACGGAGUCCUGACGAUCCACGCUGCUCGAAUCUUUGGUUGGACUGCCACCGGCGCUGCCCUACUAUUCCUGCCUAUAGUAAUACCGACGUUUCUAGCUCCUCUCGCUGGGAUGUUGAGCGAUCGCAUUGGCGGCCGUUUUCCUGCCUCUAUAGGUUUCCUUCUGGCAACGGUUCCUCUCGUGUGUCUCCGGUUCGUCGAGGAGAACUCCAUCAAAGAUAAGAUUCUCUUGUGCGCCAUGCUGGCGCUCAUUGGCUUGACACUCACUUUUACCUUUCCACCAUUGAUGGCUGAGAUAUCCGGUGUUGUGGAGACGAAAGAGAAAAAGCUGCUUGCAAGCGGGAAGAAAGGGUAUGGCAAAGGAGGAGCCUAUGCUCAGGCGUAUGCCUUGUUUAAUGUCGCUUUUGCUGCUGGAUGCAUGAUUGGACCACUGAUUGCUGGAGCUAUUGUGGAAGAGCAAGGUUGGGGGACAAUGGGUUGGGUGUUGGGCCUUUUGAGCGGGAUUACCUCAGUUCCCGUGUUUCUUUGGCUCGGAGGAUGGAUUUUCACCCGUGUGUGAGGUUCGCGAUAUGCAUGCUUCAAGAUUUGCGUGUCUGCCAAAUCUUGAGCAAAUUCAUGUAUAGAUUCGAUCCACCAAAACCACAGUAGAUGGUAUCUAAUUUAACACGUUUCAUGUCGA
Westerdykella ornata is the source of this 1982-nucleotide messenger RNA. Its product is annotated as MFS general substrate transporter. NCBI's taxonomy places the organism in Eukaryota, Fungi, Ascomycota, Dothideomycetes, Pleosporales, Sporormiaceae. Gene Ontology annotation, biological process: transmembrane transport. Gene Ontology annotation, molecular function: transmembrane transporter activity. The transcript has 3 exons. The coding region runs from base 333 to 1862 and encodes 509 amino acids. The record is from RefSeq and is a predicted model, not a curated record.